Acanthosepion pharaonis is the source of this 1779-nucleotide messenger RNA. NCBI's taxonomy places the organism in Eukaryota, Metazoa, Mollusca, Cephalopoda, Sepiida, Sepiidae. The record is from the annotation of a GenBank genome assembly.
AUGAGUCAGUCUGUUUACAUGAGUUUAGGUGAGACGUAUUUUUUCUUUAAUAUUUCUUCAUUCUCUGACUCAACCUGUUUCUUUUUCUUUAAUUUAACCACAUCCUCAUUUCUUCCUUAUUGUCUGUCUCUCUUUCUCUCUCUUCUGUUAUUUUCUUUUUUGAAUGCAAUUCUGUUUUCUUUCUAUUUAUGUUUCCAUACCCUAUUUUCCAUUUAUCUCACUUCUUAUCUAUUUAAUGUCUUUCUCGUUUUCCUUUCCAUUUUCUCUUUUUUUCUAUCUCUUAUUGUUUCCACUCUUUCCCAGUUUUUACUGGGUUAUCUCCUCCCUCUCUAUCUCCCCCUCUUUCUCCUUUCUUUUUAUGAACAUUAUUUAAUUCUUUUUGUUUUUUUAGUUUUUCCUUCUUUUUCUUAUUUGUUAAAUACAUUUACUUUGUUCUGUCAUUUUGUAAAUUGGUUUUGUGCAAGAAAACCUUUCAUUCUCUUCUCUGAUACUUCUGUCAACUCUUUUACUUUUAUACAAAACUUGCUCCUCUUUCUUCCUCAAACUUAUACUUUUUCUCUCUCAUAUUCUUUUUCUCUCUCUCAUAUUCUUUUUUUCUCUCUCUCAUUCUUUUUUUCUCUCUCUCAUUCUUUUUUUCUCUCUCAUUCUUUUUCUCUCUCUCAUUCUUUUUCUCUCUCAUAUUCUUUUUCUCUCUCAUAUUCUUUUUCUCUCUCAUAUUCUUUUUCUCUCUCAUAUUCUUUUUCUCUCUCAUAUUCUUUUUCUCUCUCUCAUAUUCUUUUUCUCUCUCUCAUUCUUUUCUCUCUCUCUCUCUCUUCUUUUUUCUCUCUCUAUUCUUUUUCUCUCUCUCAUAUUCUUUUUUUCUCUCUCAUUCUUUUUCUCUCUCAUUCUUUUCUCUCUCAUUCUUUUUUCUCUCUCAUUCUUUUUCUCUCUCUCAUUCUUUUUUCUCUCUCUCAUUCUUUUUCUCUCUCUCAUUCUUUUUUCUCUCUCUCAUUCUUUUUUCUCUUCAUUCUCUUUCUCUCUUCUUUUUUCUUCUCUCUCUUUUUUUCUCUCUCAUUCUUUUUUCUCUCUCAUUCUUUUUUUCUCUCUCAUAUUCUUUUUUUCUCUCUCAUAUUCUUUUUUUCUCUCAUAUUCUUUUUUUCUCUCAUUCUUUUUUUCUCUCAUUUCUUUUUUUCUCUCAUUCUCUUUUUCUCUCUCUCAUAUUCUUUUUUUCUCUCUCUCAUAUUCUUUUUUUCUCUCUCUCAUAUUCUUUUUUUCUCUCUCUCAUAUUCUUUUUCUCUCUCUCAUAUUCUUUUUCUCUCUCUCAUAUUCUUUUUCUCUCUCAUAUUCUUUUUUUCUCUCUCAUAUUCUUUUUUUCUCUCUCAUAUUCUUUUUUUCUCUCUCAUAUUCUUUUUUCUCUCUCAUAUUUUUUUUCUCUCUCAUUCUUUUUCUCUCUCUCAUAUUCUUUUUUUUUCUCUCUCAUAUUCUUUUUUCUCUCUCUUCUUUUUUCUCUCUCUCAUUCUUUUUUUUCUCUCUCUCAUAUUCUUUUUUCUCUCUCAUAUUCUUUUUUCUCUCUCUCUCAUUCUUUUUUUCUCUCUCUCUCAUUCUUUUUUUCUCUCUCUCUCAUUCUUUUUUUCUCUCUCUCUCAUAUUCUUUUUUUCUCUCUCUCAUAUUCUUUUUUUCUCUCUUCUUUUUUUUUUUCUCUCUCUCAUAUUCUUUUUUUCUCUCUCUCAUUCUUUUUCUCUCUCUCAUUCUUUUUCUCUCUCUCAUUCUUUUUCUCUCUAUAUAUUUUCCUCUUCUUAG